Molecule: messenger RNA, 615 nt
Organism: Pyricularia grisea
Lineage: Eukaryota; Fungi; Ascomycota; Sordariomycetes; Magnaporthales; Pyriculariaceae
Exons: 2
Coding region: 1-615 (204 amino acids)
Source: RefSeq, a predicted model, not a curated record
AUGCGUUUCUCCGCUGUCAUCGCACUCCUCCCCCUGGCCCUCGCCUCCCCCAUUCCGGACAACAAGUCAAGUCAAGCAUCCAACCACAUCAAGGACAAUGGCAACAAGGGGGCCGACAUAGCCAACUCCGAGGUCGCCGACAUCCAGCGCGCCCAGAGUGCCAUCAAAAACAAGCAGUCACCCAAGGCCGCCGAGAACCAGCUGUCAAAGGACCUCAGCAAGGGAGUCGCCCUUCGUAAGACGAACCAGGCCCUCCUCAAGAAGCUGCCGGCCAAUUCAAAGCGCGAAAAUCGGAAGGAAGGGGAGGAAGGAGCGCCAGACAACGAGGGUCAGGUCGUCGACAUCCGCCCCACUCUGCCCGACGCCCAGCAGGAUGAUGAGCAGCCUCCGCACUCCAAUGAGCGCACCACCGUCAUCGAGACGCGUGGGAGCAAGAAGCAAGCCACAGCUACCCUCGAUGCCAUCGAGAAGAAGCAGAACGGCGCGACGAAAACCGUCAAGGGCCUCAAGGGCACCGGGGCUGACUCGGCUACGCUCGAAGAUCUCAAGAAGAGCUUCCAGAACGGCAAUGCUAAGCUCUCUGCCUUCACUGGUCAGGUUCCUGGUCGCAAAUAG